UCCCAUUAAACCGUUAAUUGAGUUAAUUGAGUUAAUUUUAUUAGUUAUUCAUUUACUGAACCAGAAAAAGCAACUGUGAAGAGAGGAUAGCAAAAAAUAUCAACAACAAAACAACAAUCUCAUGUAGACUUGUCUAGUGAAAAUAGACUUUGUUUCAACUCUUCAUCUAAGAUUGUUUCCAUUGAUUUUGUUUCACAUCUAAAUGAUCAUCUUUUAAUCAUCUACUCAUCCUAAUUAGUUGACCAACCAGACUGAUUGACAAUUUAGCAGGUAAAAUGUCAAGUAAACGGACAAAAGGACUUACAUCAGUUGCAACUGAAUCAAGAGUCAAUCUCAGCCAAAGUGUCUCAUCUCAGGCUCAUCUUGAAUCGCCUAAAUUGAUUAUCACCGAUCCAAGGCAUCCACUAUUGUAUGACGAUGGUGAAACAGGAUCAAUUACCAAGAAACAUGGGAUGGGGAUGUUUGUGACAAUUUUAUUUAUCGCCGGUGAAAACGCUGGAGCUGGUAUUUUAGCGUUACCAUACGCUUUAUAUCAAGCUGGCUGGUGGAGUUUACCUUUGAUGGCAAUGUGUGCCUUUGAUGCAGGAAUAUCUGGCAUUCUUAUCGGCAAAUGUUGGCUUAUUCUCGAAGAAAGAUGGAGUGAAUUCCGUGGUGACUGUCGAUAUCCAUAUCCAGCUAUUGGUAAAAUGGCCUAUGGUAAUUGGAUGAGAGGCGUUGUUACAGCUUGUCUUCAAAUCUGUUUGUUUGGUGCAUCGACCGUUAUUUUGUUGAUUUGUGCUGAAUUAAUUUCACAAUUUUGCAAAUCCUAUUUUCAUUUACCAUUCGGGUUAUGGAUUUUAAUCAUUGGUCUGUGUCUUUGCCCAUUCAUGUGGCUUGGAAGUCCUGGUGAAAUGUGGUUUGCUGCUGCAGCAGCUUUGGCUACUACUUCAGUUGCUGUUGUACUUAUUCUUAUCGAUGUAGCUAAAGACUAUGAAGAUCUUACCACCUCUGCGCCCGUGACGAAGCCUACUUUAACUGCGAUUUCCCUAGCUUUUGGUACUUUUCUCUUCUCUUUUGGUGGAACUGCUGCGUUUCCAACUUUCCAAAAUGACAUGAAAGAUAAAUCUAAAUUUACAAUGUCAGUUAUAAUUGGAUUCGUAGCAUUGCUUGCAUUGUAUCUACCAACUGCCAUCUUGGGAUACUUAACCUAUGGAAACACUGUUAAAAACAAUAUCAUUUCUACAAUACCCGAUGGCAUUAAGAAAAGUGCAGCCAUUCUUCUGCUAUCUUGUCAUCUUUUCUUCGCCUUUGUUAUUGUCAUCAAUGGAGCUGUCCAAGAAAUCGAAAGUAAACUUAAAAUACCUAAUGCUUUUGGAUGGAAACGGGUUACAGUCCGUACAUUAAGCACCAUUUUUGUCAUCUUUAUUGGAGAGACUAUUCCUCGAUUCGGUAAAUACUAUCUUAUGGGAGGUUCAUCCGUCACCAUGCUUGCUUAUAUUUUACCACCCCUAUUUUAUAUGAAAUUGUGUUCAAUGAAAAACGAAUCUUGGCCUGAACGGAAAGUAUCUGUUUGGGAGAAAAUUUAUUAUUACAAAAUUAUUAUUGUUGGAGUAAUUGGUGGAAUCUCUUGUAGUUAUUCGGCUAUGCAAGCAAUCGUGGCUCCUGGUGCAUUCUCAUUACCCUGUUACAUUGACUUCAAUUGUUCAAACGAAUGAAAAUUUUAUCAUUCAUAACACCCAAACAUCCAAAAAUUUCGUCUCAAUAGACAAGAAAUUGCAUGGAUCUAAUCUAAUGUUUCGAUCAAGAAAAAAAUUAACUCUGUAUUUUUGAUUUUCAUACGCAUAUAUAUUUUCCCAUUUCCCUUUCCUUCAAAUUUUUUAACCCUUCAUUGUUGAAUCAAAUGAAAUAAUUUUUUGGUAAAUAACUAUAUAAAAGAAAUGAUCUAUUUUGUGCAACAAAAAA
This is a messenger RNA of Tetranychus urticae (two-spotted spider mite), 1941 nucleotides long. RefSeq lists its product as uncharacterized. The record is from RefSeq and is a predicted model, not a curated record. Gene Ontology annotation, molecular function: L-amino acid transmembrane transporter activity. Gene Ontology annotation, biological process: amino acid transmembrane transport. Lineage: Eukaryota; Metazoa; Arthropoda; Arachnida; Trombidiformes; Tetranychidae. Gene Ontology annotation, cellular component: vacuolar membrane.